Molecule: messenger RNA, 731 nt
Organism: Apis dorsata (giant honeybee)
Lineage: Eukaryota; Metazoa; Arthropoda; Insecta; Hymenoptera; Apidae
Product: odorant receptor 67a-like
Biological process (GO): detection of chemical stimulus involved in sensory perception of smell; sensory perception of smell
Cellular component (GO): plasma membrane
Molecular function (GO): olfactory receptor activity; odorant binding
Source: RefSeq, a predicted model, not a curated record
CAAGUAUUGUGCUGAUUUCUGAUGAUAUCGAUAAUACUAAUAAUGAAUUGAUUUUGAACAACAAAAAAUUAUUGCUUCCUUUCGAUUUCAUGAUUUUUCCACUCUAUGAAUUCGUUAUAGUUGCACAAUUUGUAUUUGAAUGUUUUGUAGCUCUCACAGCUGGGAUGUUAAUGGUAUUUUCUGCGGCAUUAGUAUUACAUAUAGGUAGUCAAAUAAAUAUCACAUGUCAAGAACUUAUUAUUCAAGCUAUUUUAAGCUAUAAAGGAGAAAUAUUAUAUAUAUUAAAAAAUAUUAUUGUCAAGCAUCAAAGAAUUCUUCAUUUAUGAAAAUAUUUAUUUCUAUAUACAUCAUUGAUACAAUUUUUAUCAAAUAUUUUAAUGAUAUACUUUCUAGGAUUUAUUCUUGUAAAUGCUUUAAGUACUGAAAAAGGAUUUACAAUAUUCACAAAAUGUUUCCUUUAUUAUAUUGCUGCAAAUUGCGAAGCAUUUAUUCUUUGCUAUACAGGAGAAUAUCUUAUGUUUAAGAACGAAAGCAUUAUUCAAGCUGCAUACGAUAUACUUUAGUACAAUUUAAAUCCGCGAGACAAUCGAAUUGUAUUGCUGAUUUUAAUACAAGCUCAAAGACAAUUGACACUUUCAGCUGGAAAUUUUAUGACGCUUUCUGCUGAAACCUUUACUAGUAUGCAAAAAGUUUCAGUUUCAUAUAUUUCAAUAUUAAUAGCGAUGUAUUAA